Messenger RNA from Aureobasidium pullulans EXF-150, 1323 nucleotides. RefSeq names its product putative zinc-binding alcohol dehydrogenase. The transcript is spliced from 3 exons. Lineage: Eukaryota; Fungi; Ascomycota; Dothideomycetes; Dothideales; Saccotheciaceae. The record is from RefSeq and is a predicted model, not a curated record. Bases 128 to 1201 code for a protein of 357 amino acids. Gene Ontology annotation, biological process: alcohol metabolic process. Gene Ontology annotation, molecular function: alcohol dehydrogenase (NADP+) activity; zinc ion binding.
UUGGGAACGGCUUUUUAUGGUGGCUAUAAAGAUAGGGAAGGUGCGGCCCCCAUUAAACGUGCAUUGUUUUUGUCCAUUGACACCUUUUUAUCCCUACAAAACACAUACAUAACAAAUUUCUCACAAAAUGUCUGGAACCGAUUACAAGUUUGAGGGUUGGCUCGGUCACGAUGCUGAGUCCGUCAAGGGCAACAUGAAGUGGGGUGAAUUCGAGCCUAAGCAGUGGUCUGAGGAUGAUGUCGAUAUCAAGGUCUCUCACUGUGGUAUCUGCGGUUCUGACCUUCACACCUUGAAGAGUGGUUGGGGAGAGACACCAUACCCUUGCUGCGUUGGUCACGAGAUUGUUGGCAAGGCCGUCAAGGUCGGAAGCAACGUGAAGCACGUCAAGGUCGGCGACAGAGUCGGUGUCGGCGCUCAAUCCCACAGCUGCGGCAAGUGCGAGGACUGCAAGAACGGCGAUCAGAGCCAUUGCUUGAACGGAACCAACACAUACGGCGACAAGUACAAGGACGGCUCCGGCAAGUCCUACGGUGGCUACGCAACCUACGCCCGUCACCCGGGUGCUUUCACAUUCAAGAUCCCCGAUGGUCUUGAUAGCGCCGAGGCCGCUCCCAUGCUCUGCGGUGGUGUUACCGUCUACUCGCCAUUGAAGAACUACGGUGCCGGACCUGGAAAGAAGGUCGGCAUCGUCGGUGUCGGUGGUCUUGGUCACUUCGGUGUCCUGUUCGCCAAGGCCCUUGGAGCUGAUGAAGUUGUCGGUAUCUCUCGUAAGGCAGAAAAGAAGGACGAUGUCCUUAAGCUCGGUGCCGACAGAUACAUCGCUACCGACGACGACGACAAGUGGGUUGAGCACAACAGACGUUCCCUUGACCUCAUCGUCUCGACCGUCUCAUCUGGCAAGAUGCCUCUCGAUGGCUACCUCGCCCUGCUGAAGACCAAGGGCACUCUCAUCCAGGUCGGUGCUCCCGACGGUGGUGAGCUCCCCAACGUCAACGCCUUCACCCUCAUCAUCAACGGUAUCAAGAUCGGUGGUAGCGCUAUUGGCAGCCCCGAGGAGAUCAACGAGAUGCUCCAAUUGGCCGCCGACAAGCAGAUUCACCCCUGGAUCCAGAAGCGUCCCAUGAAGGAUGCAAACGCCGCCAUCGUCGAUAUGGAGGCUGGCAAGGCUCGUUACCGUUACGUCCUUUGCAACGACGAGUAAACGCAUUAUGACACGACUUUUUGGAAAAGCCUUCAUUGGAAAGAAGGAUAAACUCUUGAAAUCUUGAACCUAGAUAGAGGUAGAUGCUUUGGUAUGAAAUACACAUCAUGACAUUGAACAAA